Messenger RNA from Vanrija pseudolonga, 2802 nucleotides. Its product is annotated as Multidrug resistance protein fnx1. Gene Ontology annotation, cellular component: fungal-type vacuole membrane; plasma membrane. The coding region runs from base 51 to 1766 and encodes 571 amino acids. Gene Ontology annotation, molecular function: basic amino acid transmembrane transporter activity. Gene Ontology annotation, biological process: transmembrane transport; basic amino acid transport. The record is from RefSeq and is a predicted model, not a curated record. Lineage: Eukaryota; Fungi; Basidiomycota; Tremellomycetes; Trichosporonales; Trichosporonaceae. The transcript is spliced from 2 exons.
CCUUCCUCUGUCCACUCUGCCAUUACACGACUCGCGACACACGGCCUACAAUGGCACACACGCAUGCUGACGAGCGCGCGCCGCUCGUCGCGCACACCAACGGGCGGAGCUACGCCGCUGUCGCUGCUGCCAGCUCUCCGGAGGAAGGAGAGGCGCGCCGCCCGCGGUCGCGGGGACACCACAACCUCGCCGGCCUGCCCGCCUGGCGCUUCCACAUCGCCUGCCUCGCGAUCUGGUCGGCGACCUUCCUCGCGGCCUUUGACGGCACGGUGGUCGCGACGCUCCUCUCGUCCAUCGGCAGCUCGUUCAACGCGCUCAACCAGGCCAGCUGGCUCGGCACAGCAUACCUCCUCUCUCUGUGCUCCUUUACCCCCGUGUAUGGGCGGCUGUCGGACGCCCUGGGCCGCCGGAACGCGCUCCUCGUCGCCCUGGGGUCCUUCACCCUCGGCACUGCGGCGUGCGCCGUUGCGCCGAGCAUGGGCUCCCUCAUCGCUGCCCGCGUGCUCGCCGGCGUCGGCGGCGGCGGGCUGACUUCGGUCGGCUCGAUCCUCCUUUCCGACCUCGUCGACAUUAGACACCGUGGCCUGUAUCAAGGCUACGCAAACGUACUGUUCGGCCUGGGUGCAAGUCUCGGUGGGCCAGUCGGUGGCUGGUGCGCCGACACGUUUGGCUGGCGCGCCGCAUUCUCGGCCCAGGUCCCUCUCCUGGCUGCCAGUGUCGUCUCCAUCCUGAUCUUCGUGCCUUCCUCGCUCGGAGCUGGCGGCGACGACGACGCCUCGUGGUCCGACAAGCUCAAGAAGAUCGACUACGCCGGGAGCACGUUCCUCGCUGCCGCUAUCGGGUCGCUCCUCCUUGGCGUGAGCCUCAAGACCGCGGCGUCCAAGCCCGGAGGGGGCGAGUACGCGUGGUCGGACCCACUCGUCGUUGGCCUCCUCGUCGGGUCCCUCGUCCUCACUGGCAUCUUCCUCGCCAUUGAGGGCAAGUAUGCUGCCGAGCCAGUCCUCCCCCUCAGCCUGCUCACACGCCGCACGCCGGCGAGCGUCGCUUUCGCGAACCUCACGAUGGCGGCUUGCAUCUUCUCCAUGCUCUACAACGUGCCGCUCUUCUUCACCGCCGUGCGCCUGCAGAGCUCGAGCGUUGCUGGCGCCCACCUCUUACCCUACUCGGUCCUCAUCGGCUUCGGAUCCCUUGCGAUAGGAUACGCGAUGCGCCGCACGGGCCGUUACUACCCCGCCAUGAUGUUCAGCGGCGUGCUCAUCGUCAUCAGCUGCGCGCUCAUGCUCACGUGGACAACCGAGGUGCCAGAGUGGCUCACCUGGCUUGCGCCGACGCCUGCCGGAUUUGGGUACGCCGGCGCUUUGACGAGCACGCUCGUGGCGAUCAUUGCCGAGGUGACCAAGAAUGGGCGGAGCGAAAUCGCCGUCGCAACGUCCAUGACCUAUAUGUUCCGCACUGUGGGACAGGUCCUCGGCGUUGCCCUAUCCGCAGCCAUCCUUCAGGCGACCCUCGAAACUGACCUGACGGCUCAGCUGUCAGACCGAGCGCUUGUCGACGCCAUUCGCCACUCUACGACCAUCAUUCCUGGCCUGCCCAGCCACAUCCGGCGCAUCGCCGUCGACGCAUAUGCACACGGCUUGCACCGCGUCUGGGUCUUCAACCUUGGCCUGGCCCUCCUCACCCUCGCUAUCAUGUCGGUCGCGGACAACGAGCACAUGCCCGAGUCUGCUGGCGGGGCACGAGACGAGGACGCGGACACCGAGGCUUAGACACCUCGGGACUGUGCGAUUUGCGCUUGGCGGCGGGUAUAGCGUGGGAUUGCAGGCGCCGCCACCAUAUCAUUAAGUGUUUGCGGCUCGCCUGGGCACUUGCGAUCCGCGUGCAGGUGAGGGACCCCUGCACCGAACAUCUUCGCUCUAUCAUCGCUCCGCCUAGUCGUGCCCGCGCAACCGUCUGCCCCGGUUGGCAGAUAUCCCGCAAAAUGACGCCCUCGAGGCGAUAGUUAGACUUCUAGAUCUUUCGCAAUAUGUGUUUUGGAGACUACCUCUUGGCGAUCCAGCUGAAUCCAGCCCCGGAGGGCAACCGCCUCAGCCCCUGGCGCUCACCCCCACAGCAACAACGCGCAUUGUCAAAAACAUUUCGUGGCGGUGUAGCGCAAGAGCUCGCCAGGUACCGCCGCGGACUGACUUCUGACAGCUGAAGGUCAAAGCGCAAUGUGUUGCCUCUCGCCAGGGCCGACCUAAAUUCAAAGCACGCAAUGGCACGAUCCCCGUGAGGGCACUCGGUACAACAAGGCAGAGGACUUCGUUUGUUUGAGAGAUCUCCGUCCCACAGACCACCUCGCAGCAGCCAGCAUGGACCUCCACCCUCAACGUUCCGCUCCUUGUUGACACUUGCUUCUGAUUUCCUGCCAACGAGCUCGCGGUGGGGAGAUAUAUUAAGGUGGCCAAGGGGGCGGUGCCCAUCUCUUCACACCUCACCCACCCCUGCAUGCUGUCCACGACGAUGGGAAGACCCCGGUAUACCGCCAUCACCCUGUUCGCGACUCAAGUCAUGCUCACAUUGCUGCUGGCAACGACCCUCUCCAUUGACAUGGCCCUCGCCGCAGGCGGCGGCGGCGUAGUUCCGAUGCCCCAGCAGGCAUUGUACGGAAUUCCUGCCAAUUCGCCCACUCUCCAAUUCUACCCUCGCAUUUUGGGACCCGCUUCGGUCGGUUGGAACAUGACAAGCAGUGGUCUGACGCCGUCCACCUUCUAUCCCAACGCCAUUAUGGUGGGAAACGUGGCCUAUACGACUUCUCUCAAC